This is a messenger RNA of Loxodonta africana (African savanna elephant), 7468 nucleotides long. RefSeq names its product MICAL like 2 (gene MICALL2). The coding region runs from base 219 to 2942 and encodes 907 amino acids. The record is from RefSeq and is a predicted model, not a curated record. NCBI's taxonomy places the organism in Eukaryota, Metazoa, Chordata, Mammalia, Proboscidea, Elephantidae. The transcript has 17 exons. Gene Ontology annotation, molecular function: protein binding.
CCGGGCGGCCGCUGAUCCUCUUCCUCCUGCCAACUCUGUCCGAGCUCAGCCGCCGAGGUUAGCCGCGUCCUUCGGUUCGUCAGUCUGUGGGCCGGCCGGGUCCGCGCGCCGGGCGGGCCGAGCCGGGUGUCCCGUCCCGCGCGGUCCGGGGAAGCGGCGAGGGGAGUUUCUCAGCGCAGCCCGAGCCCGGUUCCGCCGGCCGGCGCGCCGCCGCCCGCAUGGCCGCCAUCAAAGCGCUCCAGCAGUGGUGCCGGCAGCAGUGCGAGGGCUACCGGGACGUGAACAUCACCAACAUGACCACCUCGUUCCGGGACGGCCUGGCCUUCUGCGCCAUCCUGCAUCGCCACCGGCCCGACCUCAUAGACUUUGAUGCACUCAGGAAGGAAAACAUCUAUGAGAACAACAAGCUGGCCUUCCGCGUGGCUGAGGAGCAGCUGGGUAUCCCGGCUUUGUUGGACGCGGAGGACAUGGUGGCCCUCAAGGUGCCCGACCGGCUGAGCAUCCUGACCUACGCUUCCCAGUACUACAACUACUUCCAUGGCCGCUCCCCCAUUGGGGGCAUGGCCGGUGUGAAGAGGCCACCGUCAGACUCUGAGGAGGAACCGGCUGGGAAGAAGGCCCUGGCCCAGCUGCCCUCGCCUGGCCCACCCCGGAGCCUGCCACUGUCCCCAGCCAAGACCAACCCUGUUGUUCAGGGAAGGGCUGCGGGGGCACAGGGCCCUCCCCCAAAGGCUGGCCCAGCCCCCAUGGGCAGCUCGGUCAGCAGCAUCUGUGCGGCCUGCGGCAAGCAUGUGCACCUCGUGCAGCGACACCUGGUGGAUGGCAGGCUCUACCACCGGAACUGCUUCAGGUGUAAGGAGUGCUCCAAUACACUACACUCAGGGGCCUACCAGGCCACGGGGGAGCCGGGCAUCUUCGUCUGCAUUAGCCACCACCCCAAAGCUGCGUCUGCAAGCCUUACAUCACCAGGCCUGACCCCUAGACAGUUGGGGGCCACCCCCGUGAACUCCAGGCCCCUCAGCACCCCACAGAAGGCCCAGGAGAAGAAUGGGCCGCGAAAGGCCAGCCUAGAGGCCAAGCACCCAGCCAGGGAGCCUGUGGUGGGCGGCCCAGUGGCCAGAAGUUUUACUCUGUCGAUACCUGACCCUCCCACUGCUGCUGCCUCCUCUCAUGUCCACGGAGGGAGCCCUGCCAUGCCCAGGCUCCCUGCGGGCCCUGUAGCCUCCAGCCCCACGUUCAAGCCAAGCACACGGGUGACGAACAGCUCACCGAUCGGGUGGUCCUCGCUGGCACAGGGCACCAUGACAGCCAGGCCUCAGCCGGCAGGGCACCUGAGUACCCGGGACCCUCGUCCAGCUGUGCCACAGGUCCAGGUAGCUCCAGGAGGCACAGCUCCUCAGACCAAGCUCAGCUCAAGUCCAGCAUCUUCGGGCACCACAGACCCUCCAACCUGGACCCCCACAACCUCCAGGACCCAGCAGGCCCGGGAGAGAUUCUUCCAGGUCCCCAACAAUGGCCCAGCCAGCCGGAGGCCCACGAAGGCAGGCCCAGGAGGCCUGGAUCCAGUGGACACACCUCCGGCAGACAGUAGCCGGGAGCAAGCGCUGAGCUUCCUCAAGAAGGCCCUUCCGGUGCUUGCAGAGGCACCCGGCAGGCCGCCCCAAGCCUCCUCUCCUGUUCUGAAUUCCCAUCCCAAAGCUGAAGGGCCAAGGGCAAGUCAGUCAGCCAAGCUGUCACGGGCGACGCCUCCCCCAGCGCACUGCCCCACUGCAAGAAGUGAGGCCCCUUCGAGAGCUGAGCUGGGGGCACCCCCAAGCGUGGGCACUGCCUCCAGGGCCUCUUCAUCACCUGAGGCUGGAAGGAACAGCCCGGUGGUCAGCCUGGGGGGCAGCAGGCCCGUUGUAGGCUCCAGGGUGAAGCCGGAAGAGCCUCCGACUGCCAAGGGUCCCAGUGCCAGCCUCCAGGAGAGCCCGGAGGACAGCCCGGCAGGGUGGAGGGCCCGCCUGAAACCUGUGGAGAAGAAAAGCCCUGCUGAGAGGGUUCUGGAGCUGAAGGGGCCCCAGGCCCCGGGAGAGUCAGGGGCAGGGGAAGCCCCCAGGAAGGUGUCAGGGAACUCCAAGGGGGGUGUCCACAUCACGCUGACCCCAGCACGGCCUGACAGGACCCCUGGACCCAGCCUCCCAGCUCUCCCUCCCUCUGCGGCAGUUGCAUCCCCCUCCCCGUCUCGCCGCAGGAGGCUGGCUGUCCCUGCCAGCCUGGACGUGUCCGGGGACUGGCUGAAGCCUGAGCCUACUGGGCAGGAAUCCUUGGCCCCUGGCUGGAAGGAGGCAGAGGCCCACCCUUGGGACAAGCCAGGGAGACCCCCGGGCCUGGCCAGUGUCCCCACCCCGUCCUGCAAGCCCAAGGCCUCCCUUGUCAGGCCACACCCAGAUCGAGUGCCCCAGGAGGAGAUCCAGCGGCAGGUGCAGGACAUCGAGAGGCAGCUGGACGCCCUGGAGCUCAAGGGUGUGGAGCUGGAGCGGCGGCUGCGGGCGGCAGAGGGAGAUGCCUCGGAGGACAGCCUCAUGGUAGAGUGGUUCCUGCUCAUCCAUGAGAAGCAACUGCUGCUGAGGCUGGAAUCGGAGCUGAUGUACAAGUCCAAGGAUCAGCACCUGGAGGAGCAGCAGAUGGACCUGGAGGUAGAGCUGCGGCGGCUGAUGGACAAGCCCGAGGCCCUGAAGUCUCCCCGGGACCGACAGCGGGAGAAGGAGCUACUGAACCAGUACGUGAACACUGUGAAUGAUCGAAGUGACAUUGUCAACUGCCUGGAUGAGGACCGGCUCAGGGAGCAAGAGGAGGACCAGAUGCUACAGGACAUGAUCCAGAAGCUGGACCUCCAGAGAAAGAAGCCCAAGUUCCGCUUGUCCAAGUUCUGGAGGAGUAAAGGCAAGACCCCUGAGUGAGCUGCUGUUGGGGCAGCAGGGACCCUCACCAGGGGCCGGGCAGGCCUUGGGGCCCAGGAGAGGACAGCGGUAGGAUGGGGAUCCUGGAGAGGCCCUCCCUGUGGGAUCUGUCGGCCUCAAUAAAGAGACUAACCAUGCUUGCCUUGUGUCCGUUGCACUGGCGGCCCCAUGUGUCCCCGCAGCCCCACCCUGGGCCUGGAGGUCUCGGACUUGAGUUCUAGGUCCACCCCCAGAAUGGACAUGCUCUGUGGCCUCGGACCUGGCACUGACCUCCCUGAGUCUCUCCUGGCCACAAUGGAGUGAGCAUCUGGUGCUUCCCAGCCUGGCUGCACUCACGAGAGAUUGGAGGGGGGCACUGUGGCAAACUGAGGUGCAAACUGUGAGCCCCCAGGUGCUGGCCAUAGAGGCGCUACAUCCGUGGGUGCCUCCAGUUAAACAGCGACAGCAGGCUCACACCGAGGCUCCAAGACGGUGGCCGCUAUAGACGUGAGCACAGUGGGCCCUGGGGGAGGGCCAGUCUGCACCCCUACUGGACCUGAGGGUCUGAGGGUCUAGGCAGAGCUGGAAUCAGGGUUGCCAUUCCAGCUGACUCUCAACGGAGAGUGACGCUGUCAGCGGGAGAACUUGGGGAAGGGGCUUCUCCUUGGGGCUCAGAGGACCUGGGCUUCACCCAACUCUGCCUCCUACUCUGUGAUGGGGAGUCACUGUCCCUUCCAGCCUGUGUCAGUGUCCUGGUACCACAACAAAGUACCCCAAACUGGGGGGCUUACAACAGCAGGAAUUGUCUUGCAGUUCUGAAGGCUGGGAGUCCUAGACCAGGGUGUCGUCAGGGCUGUGCUCCCUUUGAAGGCUCUCAGGGAGUAUCCUUCCUGUCUAUUCCAGCUCCUGGUGGCUUGAAGCAUUUUUGGGCUUGUGGCCACAUCAUUCCAAUCUCUGCCUCCUUCUUCAUGUGGCCGCCUUCCCUCUGUCUGUCUCUGUGUCUCUUCUCCUCUUUUAUAGAACACCACUCAGAUGGGAUCAGGACCCACCCUACUCCAGUGUGACCUCAUGUUAACUGGUAACAUCUCCAAAGACCCUAUUUCCUAACAAGGUCACGUUUACCGGUACAGGGUUAGGACUUCAACACGUCUUUUGGGGGAGCGCAAUUCAACCCAUAUCCAGGGUCUCGGUGCACCUGCAGCGUGAGCAAUGAGCCAGCUCUGCCUGACCUCGAAGCUCCUCCCAGCGGUGAGGCUGCUGGACCCCAGGACCCCAGCAUCAGGCUGGAACCUGCCCACUCGAUGAACCAGGUGGAGAGGUCCAUGUGUGAGAGUAGUCUUCCCCUCCCCGAACCUCUGUUUUCUGUGAGACGGGGUAGACCCUUGCUUUGGACGGAAAGCAGACAACAGCCUGCAGUGGGCUUGGUGUCGUAGGGGGGCCUAGUCUAGGGGGCGGCUCAAGGGAUCCCAGCCUGGGCUGUGGGUGGGGAGUCACCAGGCUGGCAGUGGUGGGGCUGGGCAGAGGGAUCUGGGAAGUGGCUUAGAAGCUCGAAGGUGCCAGUGUGUGGGGGGCUGGAGGCUGGGAGGGAAAUGGGGCUCCUCAAGUGAUCAACAGGGCCUGGAUGGAGGGACUCGGGGUGCCAUGUGGGUUCUGAGCAGAGGCCCUUCUGUCAGACUUGAGUGUUGAGAAGACACCACCGUGGCAAGUGGUGUGGAGGGCUGCUUGGGCUGGGACCACCUGACAUGUCCAGCUGAGCCUGUUGGUCCCACCCCUCCCAUGUCUGAGCCCCCCAUUCUGUCCUCCCAGGCAGAUCCCACCAGGGACCCGGGCUUCAGACUACAGCAAUGUGGCUUCUUGGCCACCAGGGGGAGGCAGAGUGCUACUUAGCACAGAUGGGCCCUGGAGUGCUCCAAAGCAGCUCCAUUUUACAGAUUGAGAAACUGAGGCUCAGAGAGGGCACAUGGCUUCCUGAGAACACGCAUAAAAUUAGAAUCUGGGAUCCUGGGCCUCCAGGAUUGGGGGUGGGGGGUGUCCCAAGAGCUCCUUUUGGGGGGAAGGGUGAGCUGGGAGUGUAAUGGGUCUUAGAAGGGGUAGGAAGAAUCCAGGACCCGUGGGUUAUCUGGCAAGUUAGGAUUGUCGGCUCCACCGUGCUGGGACCUACUUGCUCAGUGAUACCUUGGGAGCGUGAGGGGCUGGGGCACUUAUGCCCCCUCCCCAUUCUCCCAGGCCACUUCCUGGGGACUCCAGAGGGCAGUGCCCCCCUACCCCCACCCCCAGGGAUGACGAUGUGGCCCAGCAUGGGGCCUUGAGGGCUUGGAGCUGUGCCACGGGACCACCCCUCACUUUGCAGGCCUCUGUCUCCUCACCUGUAAAAGGGGGAGAGUCACAGAGACAGACCCCAUUUGGUGCCGGCCUGGUCCGGUACUUUGGUGAGCUGCCUUGCCCCCAUCCCUACUCUGGGGCUGUAGGGACCGAAUUAGAUCUGUGGGCACAGAACCCAUCCUCCUCCCCCAUACCCCAAGCCAGCAGCGAAAAGACGGGAGGGGACAGGGAGCAGAGUGAAGGCCCUAAGGGCGUUUCUGGGGCAUCUCCAAGCAGGUGGGAGGGGUUUCCCCACCAUCCCCAGCCCAGAGGAGUGGCCAUUACCAUGUCAUGUGGCAAGGAUGCCCAGUUGGGUCUGGGGACUCUGUCUUCCAACCUGCUGUCACCCCACACACCAGGCUUUUUGCAGGCUGUGGGGUCCCACCCCUGGGGUUGGAGGGGAGGCUCUGGGCCUGGGGGUCAUAGAGAGGAGCUCACUCGGGAAGCCCCAUCAGGGAUUGCCCUGGGGUUCUUCCCACACCCCUAGAAUAGGAAAUCAGCUGCCUCCGGAGGUGUAAACAGUUGGGGCACAGGCGGGGCCCUGACAACUUAAUUUGGGCACCCCCGGCCCCAACUCCUCUCACCCCAGCAGUUGCAUCACUCAGCCCAGCCCUCCUCUCUCAGUGCUGGGGUCCUGGGUAGGAGACCAGGGGUGUGUGCAGAUAAGGGGGGGUCUCAGUCCAGGAUAGGAGAGGCUGGCUGGGUCCUUCCCAGUGCCCCCAUCCCCCAGCUAAAUCCCCUCCCAUAUCACAGGAGGUAGUGAGGCCCAGAGAGGGGAAGGGGCUUCCGGCCACCCAUCCUGAUGGGGCAGGGGGCAUCUAUGAGGUAGGGAGGUGGGGGCGGCCGCCUCAGAGGCCCCCAUGUGCCACGCAAGCCCUUUUCAGAAACUGGGGAGUUGCAAGCACGCCUCUGUUUCUUUGACAGGAGGGCAAACUGAGUCUGGGAGCAGGACCCCAAGUCUGGAGUAGGCAGGGCCUGGAUUUAGAUACAAGGGCAGGAGCCUGGCACCCUCGCCAAGGUGGCCUCUCCUUGGGAGGCUCUGCAGCCCCUGUCCCAUUGAGGGGCCCACCAAGAGGAACCCCGCUUGGGCUGGGCCGGGGUGGAGCCCACGCUCACCCACAGUGGAAAUCUGAGGAGACAUCUGUCUGUGUACCCGGCCCUCUCCUGCCCCGCUGCACUGGCUUCCAGGGAAGGAAGGUUUCUUCCGGAUCUCCACAGAAGCCUCCUAGGGCUGGACCCAGCCUGGUCUCCCUGUCCACUCCAAGGUCCCCUUUGAGUUUCAUACCACCCCAGGGGCCGACAUGAUCCCAUUUUAUAGGGGGUCAGUGGGGAAGGUGCCGAGAAGGCUUGUGGGGUCCUGAGGCCAGUCUGCUCAUUCCCCAUAGCUGUUGGGGGGCCUCACGAAAGCCCAGACCGCAGAGGGGCUGGGGGCAGAGGCUGGACCCCAGUGGUGCGGGGUCUGAGCAAGCGAUGAAGGCCGCUGGCCCAAGCCUCUUCCCUUUCCUCCUGCCUCCUGUCUGCCUGCCCUGGGGGGUCUUGCCCCCCAUGUAGGGGCAUCCCAGCCUACUCCUUUGAGCACGAGGGGCAAGGGGCAUGCACACCAGGAGCAGAGGGGGCUUGUGAAGAUCCUGGAGGGGUUUCCAGCUGUGUGGUCAGAGCGUUCUGGAACCCCGGGUAUAGCACAAACGGGGUGGUCACGUUCCCCAGUCCUGCACAGCCAGAGGAGGCCCUAGCACUCUGCCUUCUGCAGGCUGGGAACUAUCUCUCCCUGCAGCUGCUUUGGCUCCCGCUCACCCCACAAGUCUGAAGCUCUGUCCGAGGCCCCUGCUUGGCAGCCCUGCUCUAUGCCUCCCUCCCCUGCCUCCCUGGGAACUCCUGAGGCCUUUCCACAGAGCCUCCCAGAGGAGGCCUUGACCAGAUGGCCGUGGCAGACCCUGAGGGCUAGUCCACCUCCGUGCCUCCCCUUGGGCUGGCCAGCACUGCUGAGUCCCUCUGUUCCCGUGUCCCAGGCUGGAGCUUUGGAUUCUGCACUAACGAGCUCUCCCAGGUGGGCCGGAAACACUGAUGAAGAUAGACCGAGUGAAUGCCAGCCCAUUAAAUUGUUAAUAAAGAAUAUGACACACACACCUUCAUCUGUAGCCGGCCUGACACUUUAUAAAGUACAUUAAGGUGUAAUCCAAUUGAAA